UCGUUUCAUGUGUCGUUUUGUGGUUCUAUGACCAACAAGCCACACGUCGUUUUGAAGCAGUGACCGACCGUGCAUCCCUUUGUAGUUUGAAGCGCUCAACACGCGCAACGACGAUGAUGCAAACCAACAUCACCACCACAAUCCUCAUCGCGUUCUCUUCGGUCAAUUCCUCGAAUGUUCUACCUUGAGCCAUGUCCAACCCCGUUCAGAUUCGCGUCGCCGCCGACGCAGGCGACGGCUUCGACUCUCCGGCGAAGCAGAAAGCCGCCAACCGCAGCGCCUACAGCAUUCGCCCCUUUCUCUACCUCCGCCGCGCCAAACAGUUCCUCGGCGCCGCCAAGUUCAAGCUCUUCUUAGUUCUAUUUGCUCUCUCCGUCAUCGUUUUCGUCUCCUCCAGACUCAGUUCGUGGAUGGGAUGGAACCCUCACCAAUCCUCUUCGGUUUCUUCCACUUCAAGGGGUGGUUAUACUGUGCUUAUAAACACUUGGAGGCAAAAAUCUCUUCUGAAGCAAACUGUUGCUCAUUAUUCAUCAUGUCAAAGUGUGGAUGCAAUACAUUUGGUGUGGAGUGAAAGUGAACAACCAUCCGAGAAGCUGAAAACAUAUCUGAAUAAGAUUGUGGUUUUGAAGUCUCAGAAAGCUCACAAGCCAAACUUUAGAUUUGACAUCAAUGCAGAUGGUGAGCCAAACAGCAGGUUUAAGCCAAUAAAGGACCUCAAGACAGACGCAAUUUUCUCAGUUGAUGAUGAUGUGGUUGUUCCAUGUUCUACUCUAGAUUUUGCUUUCUCUGUCUGGCAAAGUGCACCAUUUACGAUGGUUGGAUUUGUUCCUCGAAUGCACUGGCUGGAUAAGGAGCAAAAUAAUGCUGCAUAUUACAGGUAUGGAGGAUGGUGGUCUGUUUGGUGGAUGGGCACUUAUAGCAUGGUUCUCUCAAAGGCUGCAUUCUUUCACAGGAAAUACUUGGAUUUAUAUACUCAUGAGAUGUCUCCAUCAAUUCAGGACUAUGUUUCCAGGGAGAGAACUUGUGAAGACAUUGCAAUGUCCCUUUAUGUUGCUAAUGCUACAAGUGGUCCUCCAAUAUGGGUGAAAGGCAAAAUCUAUGAGAUUGGUGCAUCGGGUAUUAGCAGUCUGAGAGGGCAUAGCAACAGGAGAAACAAAUGUCUCAAUGACUUGAUAUCACUAUACGGAACUCUUCCACUUGUGUCAACUAAUGUGAAAGCAGUUAGUGCUAGAAAAGAAUGGUUAUGGUAGUGUUGUUAUUUCAUUAAUCAGGAACCGAUCCAUUCCUCUCACCUAGGAAAAAUAUGAACAGAACUUAAUUGCCUGCAUAUGUGUUGUAUAUAUAACACUUCUACUAAAGUGACUCACUAGGUUUUGAUUCAUUGAUGUCUGACGCAAAACAUGAUGUAUACAAUCAACAUUCAUAUUUUGAAACACAUACAGUAUAACAAACAA
Molecule: messenger RNA, 1454 nt
Organism: Glycine soja
Lineage: Eukaryota; Viridiplantae; Streptophyta; Magnoliopsida; Fabales; Fabaceae
Product: glycosyltransferase family 64 protein C4-like
Exons: 5
Coding region: 192-1250 (352 amino acids)
Cellular component (GO): membrane
Molecular function (GO): glycosyltransferase activity
Source: RefSeq, a predicted model, not a curated record